This is a messenger RNA of Papilio machaon (common yellow swallowtail), 3725 nucleotides long. RefSeq lists its product as uncharacterized. Gene Ontology annotation, cellular component: cytosol; plasma membrane. Gene Ontology annotation, biological process: insulin receptor signaling pathway. The transcript has 12 exons. Bases 712 to 3189 code for a protein of 825 amino acids. The record is from RefSeq and is a predicted model, not a curated record. Gene Ontology annotation, molecular function: insulin receptor binding; phosphatidylinositol 3-kinase binding. Lineage: Eukaryota; Metazoa; Arthropoda; Insecta; Lepidoptera; Papilionidae.
CCGAACUCUGCUAUAGUACUAUUUUCUCGUAAUCGUCGUUCGAAUAAAUGACACGCAAUAGCGAGGAACCAAUAAAAAACGACGCGCAAAUACAUGAGUUUUUAUAAAUCAAGUGCACAACAUACAAACGUAGUAGUCGUGUAAUUUGAUUCUUGCAAAUUUUGCUAUUUGCACCAUCGUUUCUUGGCGAUAUAAGGCAAAAAAUAUGUUGUUUUGAGAUUGCACUGGCAUGACGACGGCGUGAUUCCCAUGCCCUGCGUUCCUAGUUCCUACGGAAGGGCGUGCAGAUUACGUUUACUAUGAAUGAUUUUAUCUCUUUCUAAACUUAAGUGUCUGUGAAUGACCGAGUGUAUCAGCGAGCGUACCGAAUUAUGGAUUGAAAAGUGUUUUGUUGUUGAUAUAUCUUGAUAUUUCCAACGCGACGCAAGUGUUGUUAUCUCGUACGGGAAUCGUAGUGGCGCGGCAGAGAGUUAAAGUGUUAGCGGUCAUAUGGCGCCCGACGGACUACGCCGGACGCAAAUUUGCUACGCCAUUCGAUUAAUUACCGAGCGCAUUACUAUUUACGCGCUAUUGAAAAGAGAUAGUACGUAUUUUUAGUCGCUUCGACGGUUAGGACUAGAAUUCCGUGUAACUUUCGUCACGUAAACAACUUCAAGGUUAAGCGCUCGUCGUGUGUCUGCGGGCUAGGGGCUGGGAUGCUGGCACGCUGACAUGGCUGCGAUAUCGGGCGGCGCCAUAGUGCGCCAGGGCCACCUCCGAAAAUUGAAGACCAUGAAGAAAAAGUACUUCGUUUUGCGCGCCGAAACCAACGAGUGUCCGGCACGCCUGGAGUACUACGAGUCGGAGAAAAAAUUCCGCGCGGGGGCCGCUCCGCGCAGGUUCCUGCCGCUGAAGAGUUGCUACAACAUAACGAGGAGACUGGAUCUGAAGCAGAAGCAUGUGAUCGCCUUGUUCACGCGGGAGGAGCAGCUAUGUAUAGUGGCGGAGAACGAGCAAGAGCUACACGCGUGGUUGACGGCCAUCCUGAAGCUGCACCACUCGGACGACGCCAGCGACGAGCUGCUGCACCCCAUACAACACGUGUGGCAAGUGAACGUGCAGAAGAAGGGCUUGGGUGCUUCGAAGAGCAUCCAGGGGCUGUACAACCUUUGCCUCACAGACAAGACUCUCACCCUCGUCAAGAUAAAGAGUCACAAUAACAUUAUCAGCGACCUCGGCAUACCAGAGCGAGUUGAGUACUCCCUCAAGAACAUCAGAAGAUGCGGGGAUUCUGAGUGCUUCUUCUACAUGGAAGUGGGGCGGCAGACUGCGACAGGAGCCGGCGAGCUAUGGAUGCAUUCGGAGGACUCUAACAUAGCGCAGAGCAUGCACUCUACGAUAUACCACGCGAUGAGGAACUGUGCGAAGGAGACAGAGAACGAGAAGGAUCACAUAAUCCUGAGCAAGAAUUCUCUGCUGGAGGGCACCAACCCCCUGCCCGCGCGCCGCCAGACGUACUCCGACGGCAGGGGGCGCGCCGGACUCUACAAUGAAAAGGGCCUGUGCGUUGGCUCGUGUAUAAGACAGUGCGUGUGUUCCAACACCUACUCCAUAGACGACUCGGCCGCAGCACUCGCGCCUUUGACGACAAAUGCCGACAAUCAGCUGGCGAAUAACCCACUAAUCGACAGGCCCGACAACCCGGGCCGGCUGCUAAAGCACCAUAGGACCGAGUCCCUCCCCACCGGGUAUCCGCUAUUCCAAGAGCCGGGCCGGAUAGGGCACGGCCGGACGUACUCGGCGCCCCUCACCGGCGACGAGGUCUCCCGCGCCAUCGUCGACAAGGCGAUACACUCCUCCUGCAAGACCGUCAACGGCACGGAUUCGUUCACGCCGAAGAAACAGUUCUGUCGCAGGGCCAGCACGGGGACCAGGACUUGGAAAACGCAGCCCGGCCCCGGCAAGAAUGCGAGUACGCUGCGUAACCGCUGCGACAGUAUGCCGUCACGUGCGUGUUCCUCGUUUGAGAGCGAGCGACCGCAGCCGCGACACGACCCGCACGACGGGCUGGACUCCUCGCGGGACGACAUCGACUGCGUGGAGUGGUGCCGCACUCCUCGCAUACCUGAGGAGCCAGACUGUGUCGACGUCUCCAAAGACUUUAUCAACCUAGCGCGGCGCGGCGCCUCCGUGCAGCACUCGCGCACGUCCUCACUGGGGGCUUCCUCGGGCUCCGUGGACGAGGGCUACCUGGCCAUGGGGCCGCCGCCGGAGCCCUGCGGAGCCGCCCCGCCGCCCCCGACCGCCUCGCUCUCCAGCGGCUCCGUCUGCUCCGGCACGCCUUCCACAGACCCCAGGUUUAGCGAGUACCAGCUGGAGCCGGCCAUGUCGCACAUCGCCGAGGAGAGGUCCGCGCGCGCCUACAGCGUGGGCUCCCGGCCCGGCGGACCUCGCGCCGAGCCCGCCCGCCUGCGCGCCUACAGCGCCGGCGCCCGCCGCCGCCCCGCGCCCCGCCCCAGCCAGGGCGACUUCCUAGAGCUCGACUUCUCCAACAACUCGCCCCCGCCCAAGGUGAUAGUUCCUCGGACUCCGCCCACUAUCGGCUUCUUCGAAUCGAAUAAGAAUACGGACGAGUACGUGGACAUGUUGCCGCGCAACUCCGGUUACGUGGAGAUGAAGCCCGGCGAGCCCCCCGCGCCCGGCGCGACCCCCGCGACCGCCGCCGCCAUACCCGACGGCUACGUCGAGAUGACGUGCGGCCGCCCCGCCCACACCGCGCCCGCAGCGGAGCCGCCGGACACGCCCCCGCAGCCCGUCACGCCCCACAGCACGCCCCACAGCACGCCCCACGCCACGCCCCACAGCACGCCCCACGCCGCACAGGCGCAGCAGAGCUCGCAGAACUCGCACCACCUGUCCACGGUGCGGGAGAUAUCUGAGGACGGGCGACGCAGCCCCGACUCCUCGCAGUACGUCACCUUGGCGCAGUCACCCUCGCCAGAACUCAACGAUGAUAUUAAAUCGAAAGCGAUGGACACGACUGAUAAUAAAAAUUGUGAGGCGAGCCCAGUGGUGGGCAGUCCCGGCGGAGUGCUGCACUACGCCGCGCUCGACCUGGAGCCCCGGCGUGCGCCCGCCGCAGUCCCGCCUCGCCUCUACACUCAGAUAGACUUCCUGCGCAGCGAGCAGCUGCACCCGCACGCCACGUAGCCGCGCCCACGCCCACGCCCACGUCCACGUCGCCCACACCGCCCGCGCCCACGCCGCACGCACGCGACCCCAUGCGACUGUUUGAAGUGAGAUAAGCUAGUGAGAUUGAACUGCGCCCGACCUACAUAUACAGUGUGGUGGAGGGUCAACUUUAGCCGGCUGCUGGUACAUACCGGAGCGCGUUGUGAAGCUGGAGUCCGAACUGCGAUCUUUGUGAUGACGUAUGUUGAACGGAAACAUGUUUUUUUUUUUAACAAUAACAUUGUGUUGACACAUUAAGUACGUUUUUUCUAUGGUUUUUUCAAGAGAUAUGUACUUUAUUGUUGCUAUAUUUUAAUUAUUCUUUUGACAGAAGUGAUGAAAAAUGUUUAUGUAUUUAGAUGUGCACUUUAAUUCGCAAAGUUUAUGAUUUAUUUCCUAGUUGCCCAACAACGAACUCUACAAAGUCCACACGACAUAAUUUCUCGUCUUUCUGUAUUAUUUAAUAUUGAAAAAUUGAAGUCGAAUUUGCGAAUCUAUCAAUUUACAUUUUUUAU